Cylicocyclus nassatus is the source of this 803-nucleotide messenger RNA. NCBI's taxonomy places the organism in Eukaryota, Metazoa, Nematoda, Chromadorea, Rhabditida, Strongylidae. The record is from the annotation of a GenBank genome assembly.
AUGGAAUUGGGACGAUUGACGCACGAUAGAUGCAAUGCAAAAUUCACUGUUAGAUUAGGCUACACCUUGCGCAAAUGCCCUGUUUGUGGAGUGUGCUUCGACGUUAGAUAUCGUUUAUCCGAUUCGUCUAUCAAAUGUGAAGCUUUGCCGUGCCCAUUUCGAAAGCAAAACUCUAUCACUUGCGCCAUAGUGAUAAAACCCACUUAUAGAACAUUUCUUGAGUACAAGAUGGGAGAUGACCUGCACAUUGGUAUAUCCGAUUCGCAUUCGACUGUGCAUUCAUUCUGGCUGAAUGGAAUCUCGUCAGAAAACACAGGAUGGGAUGGGUCGAUAGUUCUCUGUCAGUUCAACCACGAUAAAAGGUUUGAACAAAUACUCAUGUAUUUUAUAUAUGCUUACUCUAGGAGGUUUCGUGGCCAGUCAUAUGACGAUAUGAUGUGGAAUUGCUUCGAUUUUGUCAUUGAAUUCAUGCGAUUUAUGGAUUUUGUCUACCUCACAAAGGCAAAUUUUGUAUCAGAGUUUGUGGAGAAGGAAUUGCGUACUGCUAUCCAUAGUAGGAAAGCUCUGCCUUUGAUAUGUGGUUCUGAUUGGAAUGUUGUCCCAGGAUUUUUGCGACACAUACGCACAUACAGUAGCUGUAGAUGGAUGAUCGGUGCCUGAUAGCACAAGCACUACCAAAAACGACGGAAUAAGUUCAAGAUAGAAAAUAAUGUUUUCAGAAUGGUUUUUAUUAUUCUAUGUCACUUUAUACAUCUAUCUCAAGAUUAGUCUUUCAGUAUCUCAAAAUUAGUCUUUCAGCCUAC